Molecule: messenger RNA, 964 nt
Organism: Morus notabilis
Lineage: Eukaryota; Viridiplantae; Streptophyta; Magnoliopsida; Rosales; Moraceae
Product: transcription factor bHLH75
Exons: 6
Coding region: 137-754 (205 amino acids)
Biological process (GO): regulation of DNA-templated transcription
Cellular component (GO): nucleus
Molecular function (GO): protein dimerization activity; DNA-binding transcription factor activity
Source: RefSeq, a predicted model, not a curated record
UUUACCAAUUACAAAAAGCCUCAAAAUCCUUAGAUUUGGACUCCAAUAUGUAUGGAGCUCAUUCUUAAAGACAAUCUUAGUUUAUAAAUGCAUUAGGAAAUCUCACCUCAAGUAUAUAAUAAAUCACAUCAUAUAUAUGGGUUUCUCUUGUGAUUAUACUUUCUCUUAUCAACAACAACAGCAAACUCGUCUCCCCAUGAACUUCACUCAAAAAACUCAAAGCUUUCCCAAUUCCAAUCAUCCAAAUAUUGUCCUAGUUGAUCAUCAUUCCAUGUCGCUCGCUGCUGAUAAUCUUCACCUUCCAGACAACAAAGAAAAGAGCAAAGGAGGAACAAAGAGAAAGAGAGACCGUUCCAAAGACGCCAACAAUACUGAAGAAGUUAUUCACGUAAGAGCAAAGAGAGGCCAAGCUACUGAUAGCCACAGCUUGGCAGAAAGGGUAAGAAGAAAGAAAAUAAACGAGAGGUUAAAAUGCCUUCAAACUCUGGUUCCAGGAUGUUACAAGACAAUGGGAAUGGCAGUAAUGUUGGAUGUGGUUAUCAGUUAUGUUCAAUCACUUCAGAAUCAGAUUGAGUUUCUAUCCAUGAAGCUUUCUGCAGCAAGUAUGUACUACGAUUUUAGUUCGGCGAAUACGGAUACUACCAACGCAAUUCAGGUCAGAAAUGCGCUUAUGACUCAAGGGACAAACGCAGUACAUGUGAAUCAGAAGUUUGGAAGAGAAGUGUAUGGAGGAUUUUCUCAAAGCUUCCACUGAUCAAUGCCUUUGCAACACUUUUCCCACGCAGAGUACUCUGUUUUUCAUGCUUGUAAUUUUAUUUUAUUGUUUAUUUGUUUGUGAAAAAGAAGAGUUGUAAAUGAAAACCAAUGAUAUUAUUUGAAGGACUUCACGUUGUGGAAUUUCCCAAGAAUUAUUUGUAGUUUCGGUUAAUCAUAAUCAGAAUAAUUAGAGACUUUCUUUGUAUCA